Molecule: messenger RNA, 4815 nt
Organism: Aspergillus udagawae
Lineage: Eukaryota; Fungi; Ascomycota; Eurotiomycetes; Eurotiales; Aspergillaceae
Exons: 9
Coding region: 1-4815 (1604 amino acids)
Molecular function (GO): hydrolase activity, acting on ester bonds; protein binding
Source: RefSeq, a predicted model, not a curated record
AUGGCUUCCCCCACGGAGAGAGAACAGCCCAAUACCAACAUCUACCCUAAGUGGCAACGCAACGGCUUUGGCUGCAGUGCCAACAGCUACCAUAGAAUACUCAUCAGCCCUACCGUCCCGGCCAUCCCUCUUCCGACGGACCUCCCAUAUUAUGAUAUCCUGAAUCAGGUUGCGGGCCUCAUGCCGCCGCUUCAGACAGGUGGCGUACAGAACAACAGUGUCCAAAUGUUGGCGGCUAUGAGGGAUAACCUAAGGUCAAGCGAGAACUCAACCACGGUUGGCACGGAACACCUCCACGGGCGCGCAGCCGGGCUCAAGGUCAUAGUGGUCGGCGAUUCCAUAUCUCAGGGCCGAGAGGGAGACUUCACGUGGCGGUAUCGGAUAUGGGAGUGGUUCCAGUCUCAAGGAGUAGCAGUAGAUUUUGUUGGGCCUUAUACAGGCACAGUACAGCCUGAGAAGCCAGCACCGCCGUCCCCGCCAGCAUUAUACGGGGAACCCCAACCAACAGGCGCGAUCAAAGUCAGUGGGGGCUACGCGAAAGAAGUGUCAUCCGAUUUUCCCAAAAAUCAUUUCGCUGUUUGGGGCCGUGCUGCUGCUGUGGAUAAAGGCCUGAUAAAGGAGGUCAUGGAAGCUCAUCCAGCUGAUUUGAUGCUGCUACUACUGGGCUUCAAUGAUAUGGGGUGGUUCUACAGUGAUUCGAUGGGAACUUUGGACAGUAUUCAUACGUUGAUCAGCAACGCCCGGGCUGCAAAUCCAAAUAUUAAAUUUGCCAUUGCUAAUGUACCACAGCGGAGUUUCAUUGGUGGCCGUGAGGAUCUUCCUGUCAGCACCAAUAUAUACAACUCUCUAUUACGCGAUACUAUUCCUGAAUGGAGUACUACAGCUUCCCCAAUCCAUCUUGUGGAGCUGGAAGAGAACUACAACUGUCAACCUAGUUCAUGUCCAGUGGGUUCGGAUGGGCUCCAUCCAAAUGCGAUGGGUGAAUACCAGAUUGCUCGCGCCUUCUCGCAAACCCUAGUAAAGGAUUUCAAGAUCGGAUCAUCCGCACUGAGUAUACCCAGUGAUGUUCCUACCAGGCCCUUACCGGUGCCUAGCAAUUUCAAGGUAUUCACGAGUCCUGGUGGUGUAACCGCAACAUGGGAUCCAGUCUACGGUGCGUAUAACUACGACGUUCGAUCCAAGAUCAAGGGCGGUAUCACAAAUUUCUCCCCGGGCAGCGUAUCCUCCAAUCGAUGGGAUGCUACCUGGCCUAUAGAUGGGUGGGAAUAUGAGGUUCAGGUGCGCGCCAGUGCUGGGGACACUAUCAAGGGCGACUGGACCACUACUUUAACCGCAACGGCCCAUCCCCAGACAGCGGAAGCCCCUCAGAACGUGAUUGUUAGCGCUACUACGACUGGUUUCGACAUAUCCUGGGAUCCCCCCAAAGGUGCUUACAGUGACUCUAUCAUCGAAUAUAACGUUAUUUACUGGGACAAGGACGCCGAAUGUGAUUUUGUUACCGGAGCCGCGUUCAAAGGCACUUCGGCCCACAUAAAUGGCCUAGUUACAGGGCACCGUUACUUCGUGGCUGUUGAGACCUGGAAUGCCGCUGGAGAGGGCUUUCCAGCUGUGGUUCGAAGUGUUAUUCCUGGUGCUGGCACUCCACCACCCCCAACGGACCUGAAAAUCAUCGCAGCAGAUCCGACCACAGUCCAUCUCACGUGGGAUAGCCUCUCUGCUGCGGCUGGCUACCGGCUUUGGUCACGCAACGUAAAUGCCGCAGGUAGCAAGCUUGAGGCAUUGAAUUACACGGUGGAGGCUGCUUGCAGCGAUCAAUUCUAUCUGUUUCCCGGUACAUGGAACUAUGAGUGGUGUGUUAGCGCUUUCAAUGGAAAUGCGGAGUCUGCCAAAGGGAAAUGUGUCCUCGCACCAUCCCCGGACAAAGACGGUGGCGCAGCACCAACCUGCCCGUCUGCUCCUCAAUGGUGUCCGAAUGGUGGCGGCGUCGGAGGAGGCAGCGGCGGCGGCGGCGGCGGCGGCGGUGAUGGUGGUGGUGGUGGUGGUGGUGGUGGUGGUGGUGGCAGCAGCGGUGGCACUACGGAAGAGCCAUGGCCGUCCAUGGAUGUCUUGGAUCCGGCUGCAGAGAUGGUGUCUGUGUGGCGGACGACUGCAUCACGGCCGGCUGCGUGGGGAGUGACUGUGGAAAAGAUGGAAAGUGUACUGGCGACCAUUGUCUUGGCCUGGGCUGUUCUGGAUCCGAUUGUGGAAAGGAUGGUAUCUGCACCGGUCCGGAUUGUUGGGAAGGGACAUGUAGUGGCAGCGGAUGUGCCAACGGGAUUUGCUCCGGCAGCAAAUGUUCGAGUUAUGAUGGCUGUGUCGGCAAGGACUGCAACAACGGUACUUGCAAGGGAGACAGCUGCAGCAGCUGCUCGGGCUCGGACUGUCGUGAUGGCGACUGCACCGGCGACAAUUGCAUUGGAUGCACGGGGCCUGACUGUCAUAACGGCCAAUGUACUGGUUCGAAUUGCUAUGGUUGCACGGGUCGGGAUUGCCAUCAUGGGAACUGUAAGGGAGAGCACUGCAGCAGCUGUGUUGGAUCGGACUGUGUCAUGUCUAAUGGCAAGAGCGGUUGCAAGGGAAAGCAUUGCACCAGCUGCACAGGUCUGGGUUGUUCCUGCUUCGGAUUGGGCUGUGGCUGCAGUGGGUCGAAAUGCAGCGGCUGUACUGGUCUCGGGUGUAGCUGCACUGGGCUUUCUUGCGGCUGUACAGGUCCAACAUGCAAUAGCUGUCUGGGCAGGCGGUUGCAGUGGUGGGGGGGGAGGUGGUGGCGGCGACGACGAUGAUCCGUCGUGCAGCAUCAAGGAGACGGCCACCAUCUGCGCUGAAUAUUGUACUGUGACGACCAACGCAGCUGCUGCGACAACGACCUCGUGCACAUCGACCACUUGCAUGCCAACUGUGGGCUGCAGUGUGACUGGGACGACGACUUCGACAAUCACCUCGACAAGCAGCGCUGAUUGUCCCUUCGCGACGGAUAUUGGAACCGAUAACUGCAAACCAUGUGCCUGGGCCUUUGACACGGUUUCCGACCUAGACACGGAAGGGAACCUCAGAAUUCGAGAAGGCUUCCAACCUGUCUACGCUACUAUUACAGCGCGGGCCAUAGCCCCUCCUCAUGCUGGUCUGGUGAAGAGGGCCCCCGCGAGGACUUCUACUGCCCUUGGAGGUUGCAAUUUCAAAGCGGGGGUAUCUGUUACCAUCCCAGCCUACAAGGGUCCACAGAACUAUGUCCAGUCAGCCAUCGAUGGAGAACUUCCUGUCUCCCUCUCAAUGUCCAGAUGGUACAGCAAGACGACUGUUGACUGCGCGCCCACAACAACCAUGAUAUCCGAUGAGCAGAUACGGCCUUUCCUAGGGAAUGUCAAUCAGUCACCGACUAUCGAACAUUGCUAUGAAUUGAACUGGAUGGACGGAUUCUGGAAGUAUCUGUUUACUGAACAACACUACUCCUGCGACGAUUUCAACAAACUCAUGUUCGACGGUUGCAACAUCCUUCAGGCUGUUUAUGAUAGCCUGCCGGGAGACGAGCAUUGGGACUUUGUUGGUAUAACUCAAGAGUUAAAUUCGAUCAAGGCCCUGAUAGGGGGCGAGUACCAAGAGACCAUUGUCAGGCAAAGUGCAAAUGCCCGCAAGAGAACUAUAGUGCCCCAGAAACCGUGGACGGCUUCAGAAGCAAUAAUCAGGGAAAGAAUGGGGGUUUUAGAAAAGAUCGCUCUUGGUUGUGAUUUAUGGACUUCAAGCGCCAUCUUCGGUCCACUUGAUUCAACAAAUUAUCGGAUAUACUCCGCCUUGAAAGAUAUUGAUGCUGGUCUAGCGGCCACAUAUCGAUUUUGGAUGACAAAUAUCAGGAUUCCCCAGCAGAUGGCGGCAGGCAGCGAACAAGCUGCACUUUUGAUCACAUCCAUUGAGACAGGACUUAACACCGCGACUGGUAAGGCAAUGGAAACAGAAGAUGGCGCAAAACGUUUGAGUGAAUACCGCAAGGCAUUACAAGCUAUACGUGAGAGAUACCAUCUUGACGGCACAGGGAACGUGUGCAACAAGCCUAUCAAUUUGAAUUGGAAUGGGGCUACUACAGAUGGCGCCCCGAUUGCCCGCCGAGAUUCAUGUCCACUCCCAAUCACGACCAAAAAUCCUACCAGCCCUACUGGCACUCCUACCAGCCCUACUGGCACAUCUACUGCUCCAACAAAGACUACCACAUCUUUAUCUAUUCCAACAACGACCAAAUCCACUGAUCCAAUUUACUGCUUCAAUGAACACAACGAUGACUCCUAUGUACCAUUCGAAAUCGCUGGGGCACAGGCAGCGAUAGAAGCACUUUGCAAUAACGGCAACUCACUAAUGCCUGGGGGACCUCCAUACACGUAUGUAUACAGUGAUCCCUAUGGAAUUAACGUGAUUGCAUCUGUUCAAUGGGCCCCGGAUCAGUCUGGCUGCAAGCCAGAGAAGGAAGUCGAGAUGAAAACCCACUGUGAAUCUUAUAUGGAGCAUGCAUUGUCCGAAUGUAGAAGUCCUACCGAGGGCUACGGUGGUGCUUUUAUUGAAAACCAAGGACUUGGUUGCAUUCAGUGGAUGCUCUACGCGCGGAAGGGCAAAGGGCAGUGCAGCUGCAACGAAAGUGGGUGUACACCCGAUAGCCCUGCAUGCUGCGCUAAUGGCUCCUGUGGUAUGAGUAAUGCGUUGAUGUCGGCGAGGAUGAAGUUGAUCUCGCUGGAUGAGGUGGAUCCUGCGCUGAGCCUAAGCCUGAACACGAAAAGUAUUAUGGACGAUUGA